Messenger RNA from Ipomoea triloba (trilobed morning glory), 1263 nucleotides. RefSeq names its product zinc finger BED domain-containing protein RICESLEEPER 2-like. Lineage: Eukaryota; Viridiplantae; Streptophyta; Magnoliopsida; Solanales; Convolvulaceae. Gene Ontology annotation, molecular function: DNA binding; protein dimerization activity. The record is from RefSeq and is a predicted model, not a curated record. The transcript is spliced from 4 exons. The coding region runs from base 1 to 1263 and encodes 420 amino acids.
AUGAGAUGCAUUGUCCAUAUCCUUAACUUGGUUGUUCAAGUUGGCUUGAAGGAGUGUGAUAGUUCUGUGAAAAAAGUUAGGGAGGUUGUUAGAUAUGUUAGGAAUUCACCUGCCAGGCUAAAGAAGUUCAGGGACUUGGCUGAUUUGUUAGGAAUUGAGCAAAGGUCUUCUUUGUGUCUAGAUGUUCCAACCAGAUGGAACUCUACAUAUUUGAUGUUACAAUCUGCUUUGACUUAUCAGAAAGUCUUUGAAUCUUGUGAAGAGUCUGAUAGUUCUUUCAAAUCUGACUUGGGUGAUUCUGUGCCUAAUUUUAUGGACUGGGAGUCUGUGAGCAGUUUGGUGGAGUUGUUGAAAUGUUUUUAUGAUAUGACAAUCAGAAUUUCUGGAUCUUUAUAUGUGACAGCUAACACAUUUUUCAGUGAGAUUUCUGAUUUGUAUUGUAUUUUAAAUGGAAUGGUGGAAGCUGGUGGGGCAGUGAGCUUAAUGGGGAGAAAUAUGAAAGCAAAAUUUGAGAAGUAUUGGGGUGAUAUAGACAAGAUGAAUCUUAUGAUUUUCUUUGCUAACAUUCUAGACCCCAGGGAUAAAUUAGAGUAUAUGCCUACUCAAAUUAAUCAUAUGUAUGGUGAGGAGAAAGGUAAACCAUACUAUGAUAAAGUGCUUGCUGGUUUGAAUGAGUUAUUUGAUGAUUAUUCUAUUCCUGCCACUUCUUCUGUGUCUGCUGCUGUUGGUAGUGCUUCUUCUGUGAGUUCUGUCAGUUCUGUGUCUGUUGGAAGGCCACAGCAUUUACUCAAGUCCCAAAUUAAAAAACAAAGAUUGGAAUCUGGGAGUAAGAAAAAAACUGAACUGGAUAUCUACUUGAGUGAGGCAAUAGUUGAGGAGGAAAACUCCUUUGAUAUUCUGAGAUGGUGGAAGAUAAAUGCUGAGAGGUUUCCCAUCCUUUCUAAGCUUGCUAGGGAUGUCCUAGCUAUUCCAAUCUCAACUGUUGCCUCUGAGUCUACCUUCAGUACAUCUGGGAGAGUAUUGGAUCCUUUUAGGAGUUCAUUAACUCCAAAUAUUGUGGAAGCUUUGUUAAUAAUUUACAUUUCUUAUUUUGCAGAGUUAGUUGAUGGUGGAAGUGGAAGGAAUUUUGAUCCUACACUGGCUACAAUUCCUUUGCCAGUUGUUUAUGUGGCAAAUGGCAAUGAUGAAGCUUCCACCUAUAAUCUGAAAAGAAGGAUUAAGUUGGCAUGUUGCUCUAUAUUUAUUGAAGCAAUUUGCCCUUAA